GCUGCAGCCCACGCCGCCCGCACGCCAAUGCCACGUCCACGCUGCAGCCCUGAUGGACGACCGCGGCGCGCAAUCGCCCUCGAUCCCGCCGCCCGUCCCGCCGGUCCAGCAGCCUAAACCGCAGGCCCUGCCUCAGCGCUCCGGCCCCAAUGCGCUGCUCGUGUCGCCGCGCCAGAAGGGCAAUCCCAUCCUCAACGGCGUCAAGGCCGUCGCCUGGGAGUACUCCGACAUCCCCGCCGACUAUGUGCUCGGCACCACCACCUGCGCGCUGUUCCUGUCGCUGAAGUACCACCGCCUGCAUCCCGAGUACAUCUACAACCGCAUCCGCGAUCUGCGUGGCCAGUACCAGCUCCGUGUGCUGCUCACCCUCGUCGACAUCGACAACCACGAGGAAUCGCUGCGAGAGCUGUCCAAGACGUCUCUGCAUAACAACGUCACUGUCAUGCUCUGCUGGAGCGCCCAGGAAGCUGGCCGCUACCUCGAGCUGUUCAAGACGUUUGAGCACACCGCGCCCACGGCCAUCCGCGCCCACCAGUCGACCAGCUACCCGGACAAGCUCGUCGAGUUUAUAACAACCCCGCGAAGCAUCAACAAGACUGAUGCUGUAGGCUUGGUCUCCAAUUUUGGGAGCGUCCGCACUGCUGUUAACGCCGGCCCUGACGAAGUCGCACUCAUUGCUGGCUGGGGCGAGAAGAAGGUCCAGCGCUGGUGCAACACGGUGCGCGAGCCGUUCAGGGUCAAGAAGGCGGCAAAGAGGGGGAUGGAUAGAGAAGACAGCCGGAGUGAGCGUCCAUCGGCACCCACGCAGGCUCCUGGAACAGCAGCUAUUACAGAUGAUUUUGUAGCUGCAAGCAUCGUAAUUGCAGCGCCUGCUAUGACAAGCACUCUCAGGACCAAGCAUACCAGCCCCAACCAAGCGCGGCGUAAGGAGACUACGGAAAUACAGCCUGAGUUGACGCUGGACGAGGACGAAGACGAAGAAGAUGCAACACGGCAGGCUACAGGGCAGAGGGGACCCCUUCGAGACCUCGAAAGUAGACAGCCUGCGUCUGAUGUUCUAGUGGAGCGGAAGAAUGGAGACGAAGAGCUUAGCGAGGGGGUUAUGGCAGCAUUGGCGAAGCUGAGACAGCAAGGCUGAGAUAUCUAGAUACUUUCAGCAUGUGUGUGCCAUUUGAUUUGCAGCUGCAAACGACUUGAAUAUGGUGAACCAGUAGCCGAUUCUAAUUGACCAUCCUGUUGCCCCGCUAC
Messenger RNA from Mytilinidion resinicola, 1248 nucleotides. Its product is annotated as DNA repair protein rad10. NCBI's taxonomy places the organism in Eukaryota, Fungi, Ascomycota, Dothideomycetes, Mytilinidiales, Mytilinidiaceae. Bases 53 to 1138 code for a protein of 361 amino acids. The record is from RefSeq and is a predicted model, not a curated record. Gene Ontology annotation, cellular component: nucleotide-excision repair factor 1 complex; ERCC4-ERCC1 complex; nucleus. Gene Ontology annotation, molecular function: single-stranded DNA binding; damaged DNA binding. Gene Ontology annotation, biological process: mitotic recombination; UV-damage excision repair; nucleotide-excision repair. The transcript has a single exon.